UCGUGAUACUCGCCGACGACUUUAGCUCGACGUCCUGGUGUUUCUGGACCGUAAUGAGGCAAGUGAAGUAGUAAGCGUUUGUGUUAGAUGACGGGGUGUUGCGCUUUUGCGUGCAGCCAGAGUUCUGGUAGUGGAAAAAAGUUGUUCGCCUUUCUUCGGAAAACCGAUCUGAAGAGGCAGAAGGCAUGGCUCCACAUGAUUGGGAGGAAAAACUUCGUCCCUACCAGAAGCAGCAAGCUUUGUGAGGACCAUUUUGCACCGGAUCAGUUUGAACCUCAGAUCUGGCAGAGCCAUGGCAUUAAAAAACUUAAACCAGACGCUGUCCCCACCAAGUUUAGCCAUAGGCUGCCAAAGCCAGUUCAAAGACCACCGCGAGAAAGGGAAAUGUUCAAGAUAACAGGGGAGCCAAUGCAGGAGGAAGACAGCAUCCAGACGCUUCAAUCUCUGAAUUCAACUGCUGCUCUCACAGGUUUUACAAUUUCACCACAACCCUUGCCCACGCACACAGAGGCACAAUCCAGCAAAGUGCAAAACUGCGACCAGGAGUAUGUGCCUCAGGCGGGCCCUCCAGUUGGUGAGUCACACGCAAUUCCAGCAUUUAGUAGCCGGGCACACGCAGCGACAUGCAGUCACAAUCAUCCUUAACUCGAGCGUGUGCCAGGCAUACUCUGGGCUAA
Molecule: messenger RNA, 677 nt
Organism: Ixodes scapularis (black-legged tick)
Lineage: Eukaryota; Metazoa; Arthropoda; Arachnida; Ixodida; Ixodidae
Product: THAP domain-containing protein 8-like
Source: RefSeq, a predicted model, not a curated record